This is a messenger RNA of Ilyonectria robusta, 879 nucleotides long. RefSeq lists its product as uncharacterized. The coding region runs from base 119 to 442 and encodes 107 amino acids. NCBI's taxonomy places the organism in Eukaryota, Fungi, Ascomycota, Sordariomycetes, Hypocreales, Nectriaceae. The record is from RefSeq and is a predicted model, not a curated record. The transcript has 2 exons.
ACGAACUUUGCCCGCCGCAAUUCUUCUUCCCGCUGCAAAUCUACGAUUUUCGAAUUCGACACCCUCGCCGCACCUCAGACCGUCCCGCCCCCCGCGCGCGACUAGAAGAAUCGCAAAAAUGCCUUCCGACGGAAACCUCAACGGCCCGUCCAAAAACCGCCUGGCCGCGCGCCGGUCCAAGGGCAAGGCGGACCGUCGCAAGCGCGCCCAGAUGCCAAAGGACAAGAUCGCCAAAGCCGAUACCACUCGCGGAGCCCGACCGGGCAUGAUGCCGACCAGCGGACCUCGGGCGAAGUUGAGCUCCAAGAAGGCCAAGAAGUUGGAGAAGAAGAUGGGCUAUGCGCUGAAGAGGAAGAUGGAGGCCGACGGAGAGGCCGAGAUGAAGGAUGCGCCUGCAGAGGAUGGAGAGAAGGUCGAGGAGGUUGUUAUGGAGAUCCAGUGAGCGGCAUUGUUGGGCGAUACGGAUAUGGUGCAGAGAUUGCACCGUAGGUCUAUGGACUGCACGGAUUUUCGACGUCCACGGGCUUUGAUGAUACCACGCGAGGUUGGCCAAGCUGCAAGCAGAAGGACGGGAUCAAGUACUGACGUACAAUAAGGCUAUACUUUGAACGACACUUGCUUUACGAAGACGCUACAUGGGACGGAAUUAGCCGGCAUAUCAUAAGGAUAGACAAAAUGAAUUUUGAGUUUCUACACUAAGGAAGGGCCUUGGUCUUCUAUCUCUUGUUCGUCCGGGAGUUUGAACCUGUCAAGGCAUUCCAUAUCAUUCCCCAACUCCUCGGUUGUGAGGGACUGUUAGGUAGCCUCUGACGUAGACUGAUAUUGCACUCCAUUUUGCAUUGUAACGUCGUCCGCCUCUCGCGUAGGAAUAGGCCUGAC